UUAGAUAUGUAUAAGAAUAACUGAAGAAUAUUGUGUUGCUCGAUGAGAAAGAAGCAUUUUAAGAAGGAGCUUGAUGACGUAUAGUGCAUUGUACAUAUGGAUGAUUAUACAUGAGAUACAAUAAGGCGUGGACAUGGCAAAACAUACAUAACAACAUACUCAAAAAAUCAAUACAACCCGCCUUUCUGUAAGGCUCUCAGUAACCUCAAAACAUCUCUUCCUCUCUGAGACACAGAGAGAAAGAGAGCAAGUUAUCGUGCUGGAAUUCAGUUCAUCGAUACUGAAUACUUCAUCUAACGGAUUAAAAAACUGAAAUUAAUUGAGCUCUAAUAUCUGCUGUAUGACUAAGAAGACAUCACCAUGAGUAAAUCAAGAGACAGCAGCCCCACAUUCUUCCUGGAGACGGAUGACCAGACACAGGAGCAAAGGGAAAAGGCCAAACAGACGAAGAAAGGUCUCUUAAAGGACAAGAGGCCCAUGGAUUCUAAUUACCUGGAUGAGACAGAUGACCCUGCACACAAAAUUAAAUUUAACCUACACUUUGACAGGGGAAUCAGAAAAGUGAAAGAGGAACCGUCUCAGCAGGACAGUGAGAGGUUUACCCUCAAGAGGUUGUUUGAUGCCGUGUCCAGUGGUGAUGUGUCUAAACUGCAGGGUUUACAUCAGUACCUGCACAAAAACAUGAAACGGCUCACUGACUCUCAAUAUAAGUCCAAUGGAAAGACAGCCCUGCUGAAAGCACUUUUAAAUUUGAGGGAGGGCGAGAAUGACACUAUUGAACAUCUGCUGGAAAUAUCAGAGAAACUUGGAGAUUUAAAACAUUUUGUCAAUGCUGCUUACACAGACAGUUUCUACAAAGGUCAGACAGCACUCCAUGUUGCAAUUGAACGGAGGAGUGCAAAAUUUGUACAGAUGCUGGUUAAGAAAGGGGCUGAUGUCCACGCUAAAGCCUGUGGGAAAUUCUUUCAGCCCAAUCAAGAGACUUGUUUCUAUUUUGGUGAGCUGCCCUUGUCACUGGCCGCUUGCACUAAUCAGCCAGACAUUGUGGACUUCCUUCUGAACAACCCUUACCAGGCGGUGGAUGUCAGGAAGAGGGACUCUCAUGGAAACACAGUGCUUCAUGCAUUAGUAUCCAUAGCUGAUAACAGUCCUGAAAACACAGAGUUUGUCAUCUCCAUGUAUGACCACAUCUUAUUCAAAACUGACCAACUUCACCCCAAGAUCAAGCUGGAGGAAAUUGAAAAUAAUGAAGGAUUCAACCCACUCACACUUGCUGCCAAAACUGGAAAACUGGGGCUGUUAAAGCACAUCGUGCAGCGGGAGUUUAAGGGGCGGCGACAUCUGUCACGGAAGAUCACGGAGUGGGCCUACGGUCCAGUGUGCUCGUCUCUGUAUGACCUCGCCUCUCUCGACACCUACGACAACAACUCCGCGCUGGAGAUUAUUGUUUAUGGCAGUGAGAUUCCUAAUCGCCUCGAGAUGCUCCGUAUUGAGCCCUUCAACCGACUAAUUGAAGAGAAGUGGCAGAGAUUUGCGAAACGGAUGUUCAUGUUCAACUUUAUCGUUUAUGUUAUCUACCUUUUCAUCUUCACUGCAGUAGCUUUUAACCGAGAAGCAGGGAAGGACAUUAACAACAGCCAAUCAAUAAAGCCUCCAUAUCCUUAUAGAAAAGGUAGCGAAGGCUAUCUGCUUCUGACGGGACACAUCAUAACUACCAUUGGAGCACUUUACUUCUUUAUUAGAGGGUUAAUAGAUAUGUUAAGAAAGCGUCCAGGAUUUCAGUCCCUGUUCAUAGAUGGAUACACCGAUCAACUUUUUUUUCUGCAGGCUGUGCUCUUCCUGGCUGGUGCUCUACUGUACUGCUUUGGACAUGAUGGAUAUGUGGCCUGUCUAGUUUUGUGUCUUGCCUUGAGCUGGGUAAAUCUACUUUACUUUUCCAGAGGGUCCAAAAAUAUGGGAAUCUACAGUGUCAUGAUGCAAAAGAUGAUUCUUGGAGAAAUCCGUCGAUUCCUUGUCGUGUACUUGGUCUUCCUCAUUGGGUUCUCCGCAGCUGUGGUAACUCUCUUUGAUGAUCGACCUAGUAAGGGACGGUCUUUAUUCCUUCCUAUUAAUGGAAAUGAAAACUGUAAAAAGCCCACAUUUCAGGGCAUCUACUUCACCACUCUGGAGUUGUUCAAGUUUACGAUUGGCAUGGGAGAUCUGGAGUUCACCGAUCAAUAUCGAUACAUAGAGGUCUUCUAUGUGCUGCUGAUUCUGUAUAUAGUGAUGACUUACAUUUUGAUGCUGAACAUGCUGAUCGCUCUGAUGAAUCAAAGAGUGGAGGAGAUGUCCGUAGAGAGCACCAACAUCUGGAAACUACAGCGUGCAAUCACCACCUUGGACAUGGAGUGGAUACUUCCCCGCUGCCUGAAGACAAGGCUGCGCUCCGGGAAACAAAAGGACAUAGGCGGGGGGCAGGAGCCUGAUAUACGCUGGUGCUUUAGUGUGGACGAAGUCAACUGGAACCAAUGGAACAGAAACCUGGGUGUAAUUACCGAGGACCCUGGGAGACACCUGUCUGUACCUACCCCAACUAAACUUCAGAAAGAGUCCAGCCAGCGUGGACUCAUGCAAACGUUCAGUAAACGCUGGACACAGACACAACAACAUAGAGAUGUCCAGGAGCCUCUAGCUGAGGAAUCUACCUCUGUCUGAUGCUUUUAUAAUCCAUAAUCUAUUGCAAUCUGUUUUGCAAUUACCUUUUAUUCUAAAUGUAGGAAUAAUUACAUAUUAUGUCUUGUUAAAACUUGACUGUGGUUAAUUUAUGAAAACACAAAUAUUAUACACUUCAAGGGUCAUUGCUGUUAUGCAUCAUAUCAUUUGAACUGUAAUGUUUUAUAAAAUGAUUAUGCAUGUGUUGUAAUUUAUGAAAGCAUUUAUAUACCAUAUUAUACAUAGUUAAUUCUUUUUUUAUCGAGUUAGAGUUGCUAUAUUUUAAUAAUCUUUUUGAUUGAAAUUUUUAUAUCACACUAUAAUGUUUUUAGUUUGAUCAAACAGGAUGUUUUAGGCAUAAACAAUGUCAUAAAACUAAAUUUGUGUCAAACUGUCAUUUUGCAUGAAGGAAGUUUUUUUUUUUUUUUUGGUAACUAUUUUUAAUAAUAGUUGGUAAUUGUGCCUUACCUCAAACAUGAAAUUAUUAAAAAAUAAUCUAAUAUUCACUCAGUGUUCACUUAAUUGUGAUAAAACAACAUAUUGUUUCCAUAUUUAAAAUAUGGAUAUUAAAAUUUUUUUUUAACAAUUCGUACGUAUUACAUUAACACUUAAAAUCUAAAACAAAAGUACCCUGAAUAUGCUACACAUUUAUUUUUAAACAAUUAAAACAGUAAAAACUCAAUAACAUUUAAUGUCUCUUCGGUCAUUUAAAUGUUUCUAUAUACGGUUAAGACAUAAAAAUCACGACUGCAUAAUCACACCUGUUGUACGUAAAACUGUACACAGUUUGAAUGUUGGCUAUAUAUAGACCAAUUUUAUUUCAGAACAUUUAUGUUCUCAGCGAUUCUGACUGACUGGAAUCAUGAUAUAUUCAGUUCACUUUUAUUAUUUUAAGGACAACGUGCAACGUGUUUGUAUAUAUCGCCCUCUUGUGGUGUCGCGCGCUGCUGCUGGUGACUGAUGUGGCACAAGCCGCACAACGUAGCCUACUGUAGUCCUCCAACCAAUAAACAUCACAGGAUGAUGCAAAUAACGUCAGUAUACUUAUUGCCACUAUAAUUAAAUGCGUCCACAAAUGGCAUUCGUUACCUAUUUUACUGGCCAAUAAGGCAACGUUCAUUUAAGUUCAGUGAUAGAUGGGUUAUAUCCUCCGACUAUUACCACUGCAGAGCUGAAAUGGUGUGACCCUAGAUAGCAAAUGUCCUGCUGUUCUAUUAUUUAUAAAAAAAAAAAUUAUAUCCACACCAGACGCAUUAAAUGCUGCGACCUGAAUAUUUUGCGUCACUUCCGGCGCUGUAUCCCUUUGAUAUAUAGAUCCAUUGAAUAAAAUAAGCUGCAAUCUUGCGUUACUGAGACAUGGGGAAAAGAGCCCCCACUCGGACUUGGAGCUGUUUUCCCUCUAAAUGUGUACUUUCUAGUUCUGAAUAAGAACUCCCUUUCUUUUAAAUUAUGAGAUGAGGUUCUCUAAGAAUUACCUCCAGGGUUUUCAUCUCAUCAGUUGACAUUUUAACAUAAUUAUUCAAUUAAACUGCACACAGAUGUAUCUUCAGAAACUACCGAAUGUUUUACUCAAUAUAGUAAUUCUUAAUGCAUGUAUAAGCUUUGUAAAGUUGUUGUGAACAAUUUAUUUUGUGAAGUGAUAUACAAAUAAAUUCCUUGUUGGUUUGCUUUACCUGAA
Messenger RNA from Carassius gibelio (silver crucian carp), 4369 nucleotides. Its product is annotated as transient receptor potential cation channel subfamily V member 1. Gene Ontology annotation, cellular component: membrane. The transcript has 16 exons. The record is from RefSeq and is a predicted model, not a curated record. Gene Ontology annotation, biological process: calcium ion import across plasma membrane. Lineage: Eukaryota; Metazoa; Chordata; Actinopteri; Cypriniformes; Cyprinidae. The coding region runs from base 361 to 2694 and encodes 777 amino acids. Gene Ontology annotation, molecular function: calcium channel activity; protein binding.